Molecule: messenger RNA, 2039 nt
Organism: Tyto alba (common barn owl)
Lineage: Eukaryota; Metazoa; Chordata; Aves; Strigiformes; Tytonidae
Gene: ACADM
Product: acyl-CoA dehydrogenase medium chain
Biological process (GO): fatty acid beta-oxidation; medium-chain fatty acid catabolic process
Cellular component (GO): mitochondrion
Molecular function (GO): flavin adenine dinucleotide binding; medium-chain fatty acyl-CoA dehydrogenase activity
Source: RefSeq, a predicted model, not a curated record
GGGCGCCCCGCUCCGCCCGAGCUCUCCGCCCCGCCCGGGCGCCCCGCCCCGCCGGGAGUUUCCGUGGUCGCCGAGCAUCCACGCGGAGAUGGCGGUGUCCAGGGGUGUUCGGCAAAUGCUACAAAUCAUUGCAGGGCAUGGAUGGAAGUCGUAUUCUAGUAAACCUGCUCAAAACUUACAUACAGGCAAACCUGGAGCUGGCUUUAGCUUUGAACUUACUGAUGAACAGAAAGAGUUUCAAGCUACUGCUCGUAAAUUUGCUGUGGAGGAAAUUAUUCCUGUUGCUGCACAAUAUGACAAAACUGGAGAGUAUCCUCUUCCACUUAUAAAACAGGCUUGGGAACUUGGUCUUAUGAAUUCACACAUACCAGAAAGCUGUGGUGGUCUUGGCCUUGGUAGUUUUGAAGCAUGCCUUAUUACAGAAGAGUUAGCUUAUGGAUGCACAGGGGUUCAAACUGCCAUCGGAGCAAAUUCCCUUGGGCAAAUGCCAGUAAUCAUUGCAGGAAACGAGCAUCAGCAGAAAAAGUACUUAGGAAGAAUGACAGAGGAACCAAUGAUGUGUGUUUACUGUGUAACAGAGCCUGGAGCAGGCUCUGAUGUGGCUGGUAUAAAAACAAAGGCUGAGAAGAAAGGAGACGAAUAUGUUAUUAAUGGUCAGAAGAUGUGGACCACAAAUGGUGGGAAAGCAAACUGGUAUUUUUUGCUAGCUCGUACCAAUCCAGAUCCUAAAGCUCCUGGAAGCAAAGCCUUUACUGGAUUCAUCGUGGAAGCAGAGAGCCCUGGAAUCCAAAUCGGAAGAAAGGAAAUGAAUAUGGGUCAACGUUGCUCAGAUACGAGAGGUAUUGUCUUUGAAGAUGUGAGAAUCCCAAAAGAAAAUGUAUUAAUAGCUGGGGGAGCUGGUUUUAAAAUUGCAAUGGGAGCUUUUGAUAAGACCAGACCACCCGUAGCGGCUGGUGCUGUUGGAUUAGCAAAAAGAGCACUUGAUGAAGCUACUAGAUAUGCCUUGGAGAGAAAAAGCUUUGGGAAAGCAAUUGUUGAACACCAAGCGGCGUCCCUGCUUGCUGAAAUGGCAAUGAAAGUGGAACUUGCUAGGAUGGCUUACCAGAGAGCUGCAUGGGAAGUUGAUGCUGGUUGCAGAAAUACCUACUAUGCUUCCAUUGCAAAGGCAUUUGCUGGUGACAUUUCAAACCAAGUUGCUACAGAUGCAGUACAGAUUUUUGGAGGAAAUGGAUUUAAUACUGAAUAUCCUGUAGAAAAACUAAUGAGAGACGCUAAAAUCUACCAGAUUUAUGAAGGAACUGCUCAGAUUCAAAGGAUGAUCAUAGCUCGUGAACAUGUUGGCAAAUUUAAGGCUUAAAGAAACAUCUGCAGUGUGGCUGGCGCUGCUGUAGUGUUCUGUGUUCUCACAGAAAAGGAUUUUAGUGCAUUUCUCAAUAGAAUAAAAAGGCAUGGUAAAAAAAAAAAAAAAAAAAAAGACAAAAAAAACCCUUUUCCUUCAAAAUCUUUUCAUUCUGUACAUGAUUAACCACUACUGUUCUCCCUGUCCAGUCCCUCACUUCAUUUCUAACAAAGCUGGUGUUUUCUAAACAUUCUGAAUGCUAAAGUGGUUGAUUGUUCAAUUACAAAAUGGGCAAUAAAUGAGAACAUCACUACGCAGUGUUUCCUCCCUAUAAAAUUAGAUGAUCUGGAUGCUACUUCUGACAAUCAUUGCUGCAUUCUAAUAAUUUUUUUUAAGACAACUGUGGUUGCUUUUUCUUCAUUUUGCUUGUCACUUAAAUUGUAUUUUGGAUAAGUUGUCCAGUGUCUGAAAUACAUUAAUAGCUGUACUUCAGUUCCUACUAUGGUCCUGCCCACAGCAGUUGAAUAGCCUUUCCAGUUCGGCAGUACAAAGUCCUGCAUUGCUAGUGUCUGCAUGCAUGUCUGUUCUGAGGAUUUAGAUACUAUCCAGUAGUAACAGUAUCGGUUUGAGAGAUUGUGUCCUUUUGCACUGUUACACUCACUUAAGCAAAUAAACAUUCGAUGGUUCACUUCAAGUGAAA